This is a messenger RNA of Asparagus officinalis (garden asparagus), 633 nucleotides long. Its product is annotated as protein G1-like5. The coding region runs from base 1 to 561 and encodes 186 amino acids. NCBI's taxonomy places the organism in Eukaryota, Viridiplantae, Streptophyta, Magnoliopsida, Asparagales, Asparagaceae. Gene Ontology annotation, cellular component: nucleus. Gene Ontology annotation, biological process: mRNA transcription; response to light stimulus. The record is from RefSeq and is a predicted model, not a curated record. The transcript is spliced from 2 exons.
AUGGACUACGUGCACCCUCAUAGCAAUAGCCCUCUCAAGUACACCACCCGCGUAUCACCUCCUCCGUCGUCUGACGCCGAGCCGCCCUACCCAGCGUCCGCAGAAGCGGAGGCGCUGCCGAACACGUUCAACCGAGUACCUGCACACUGCAGGCCACCGCUCCCCCUCGCCCUCUGCAGCGGGGCCCACGUCCUGGAGUUCUUGAAGUACCUGGACCAGUUCGGGAAGACACGGGUGCACUCCCCGGUGUGCCCCUUCUUCGGGCAGCCCAGCCCUCCGUCGCCCUGCCCGUGCCCUCUCAAGCAGGCCUGGGGAAGCCUGGACUCCGUUGUGGGGAGGCUGCGGGCAGCCUUUGAGGAGAACGGGGGCAGGCCCGAGAAUAACCCCUUCGGUUCGGGGGCGGUCAGGAUGUAUCUGAAAGAGAUCAGGGAUUUCCAGGAGAGAGCCAGAGGGGUUAGUUAUGACAAGAAGAAGAAGAAGAAGAAGAAGAUGAUGAUGAUGAUGAAAGCCGAGAACCCAGCCGGUGAUCAAGUACUAGCUCGUCAUGAAAAACACUCCUAGCUCUGAUUGAUUGAUUAAUUAGUGGACUGCAUAUGCCACGCCGAGGAUCAUGGAGGGAGGUCGCCGGGUGUG